AUGGGAGAUUUCCACAGCAAUGCCUCUGGCUCCCUCUCCUUCAUUCUGACUGGCUUCCCGGGAUUGGAGGAUUCCUUGUACUGGAUGUUUAUUCUGCUGGGAGCCCUCUACUCUGUUGCCAUCCUAGGAAACUCCCUGAUUCUGGUCAUCCUGAAGGAGGAGCAGAGCCUGCACCAACCCAUGUACUAUUUCCUGGCCAUGCUGUCCAUCAGUGACCUGGGGGUGAGCUGCUCAACUCUGCCCACGGUCCUGGGCACCUUCUGCUUCAACAUCAGGGAGGUUGGCUUCGAUGCCUGCAUGGCCCAGAUGUUCUUCAUCCACUUUUUCUCCUUGACGGAGUCAGGCAUCCUGCUGGCCAUGAGCUUUGACCGCUAUGUGGCCAUCUGUAACCCCCUCAGAUACUCAGCGAUACUGAUUGGCAGCUGCAUUGUCAAGAUGGGUUUGGCUGUUUUAGUACGCAGCUUCAUUUUGAUCCUUCCUCUACCCUUCUUCCUGAGAAGACUGCCAUUCUGCAAGGCCAACAUUCUCCAUCAUGCCUACUGUCUCCAUCCCGAUCUCAUCCGCCUGCCCUGUGGGGACACUACUGUCAACAGCUUAUUUGGCCUGUCCAUCCUGGUCUCCACAUUCGGACUGGAUUCUGUGCUCAUCUUCAUCUCCUACGUCCUGAUCUUCAGGUCUGUCCUGACCAUCGUGUCCCAGGCAGGAAGAUCCAAGGCCUUCAACACCUGUGUCUCCCACAUCUGCGCGGUGCUCAUCUUCUACAUUCCAAUAGGGGGUGUGUCCAUGAGUCACAGGUAUGGGAAACUGGCACCUCCUUUUGUCCACACAUUGAUGUCCAUCAUCUACCUCUCCGUGCCACCCAUGCUCAACCCCAUCAUCUACAGCAUCAAAACUAAGGAGAUCCACAAAAGAAUGGUCAAGAUGCUCUCUGGUGCUUUCGGGGUGUGCUGGGGGAGGAUGUUUUCUUUGAAUCAUUUAUAUGUGGCCAGUACAAACCACCUGAACAAAUACAUGGCUCAUUUUCCUCUCACAUUUUUCCACAUGCAAGGAAUCCUCCUGUAUUCACCAGUAAGGUCUAAUAUCACAUUAGCAGGCAUCAUUACCUGGGAGCUUUUUAAAAGUAUCCCUCAUAUUUUAUGUAAUUCACAACUGUGCCCCAAUGCAACAGGUGUUGCACUCCAGGGCAGUGAAUCAGUCAGGGAUGCUCUUGCAGUCAUCUAUAGUUUUAAAAACUUGAUUACCUCUUUGAUGGAAAACUUCCAUAGCAGAACACAAACCAAAUGCCAGUGGAUAAACAAUAGCUUCCAAAUGCCAAAUUCUACAGUUCUUUGUAUUAAUCCCAUAUCCUUCGAGCAUCCAUACCGGAGCGCACUUUUUGAAAAAUUUAUCAUUUUCCUACUCCUUCAGAAACUUUUAGAAAUGAUUUGA
Messenger RNA from Tachyglossus aculeatus (Australian echidna), 1428 nucleotides. Its product is annotated as olfactory receptor 51I2-like. The record is from RefSeq and is a predicted model, not a curated record. The transcript has 5 exons. Gene Ontology annotation, biological process: G protein-coupled receptor signaling pathway. NCBI's taxonomy places the organism in Eukaryota, Metazoa, Chordata, Mammalia, Monotremata, Tachyglossidae. The coding region runs from base 1 to 1428 and encodes 475 amino acids. Gene Ontology annotation, cellular component: membrane. Gene Ontology annotation, molecular function: olfactory receptor activity; G protein-coupled receptor activity.